UGUAAAUAACCCCCCGAGCCUCGCCUUCACCAGAGCGAUUCUCUCUUUCUCUCGCUCGCGCUCGCGCUCUUCUUUCUCUCUCUAAAACUUAUCUCAUUUCUCUCUCUUCUCUCUCUCCACUGUGAAUUUGAUUCUCUGAUUCCUGUUUGUUUCUUGAAACAGGAAUCAGAGAAUCAAGGCUCACCCUCGUUUUCUCCACAGUUUCAAAAACCACCCUCCAUUUCUCUCUCUAAAAUCUUAUCUUUCCCCUAGCAUUGCAUCCAUGCAGCUGCGCUCUUGUUCUUGAUCCAACAAAGAGAAGGAAUAAGGGAAAAAGGAGGGAAAUUUUGGGAAAAUGGGGACCGAUGGAGAGAAUAGCAAUAAAAUAAUCGAGGGGUGGUUAUAUUUGAUUUGGUCGAACCGGUUCGGAUUGCAGAGCUCUUCGAAGAGGUACUUCGCUCUCAAGGAAAACCAGUUGAAUUGCUUUAAGGCUCCACCUGUAUCAGACAGAGAGGACCCUGUAAGAAGUGCAGAGAUUAAUUCCUGUGUACGUGUUACUGACAAUGGACGAGAAAACGUCAGUAGAAAACCAUUAUUCAUCUUUACACUCUACAAUGCAUCAAAUCAUGAUGAUCGGCUUAAGCUAGGAGCAAGGAGUUCGGAAGAAGCGGCCAGGUGGAUACAUUCAUUUCAAGAAGCAGCACUAAAGGAGUGCCCUGAUCAAGAAAGGAACUUCUCACUUUGUUCUAAAAGGAAAUGGCAAUCCUUUAGGUUGAACCGUAACAGGGGAGCGACUCGCAUGUACUCCUCAGAUUUGCUCGAUUGGACUGGUUUUCCAUCAGUGCACGUUGAACCAACGACAGCUGAUGUUGUUGCACCAUCUCCAUGGACAAUAUUUGGCUGCAAAAAUGGUUUGCGAUUAUUCAAGGAAGCUCGAGAUGUAGGUUGCCAUGGAAAGCAUUGGGAUGACCAUCCAGCUAUAAUGGCAGUUGGUGUGGUCGAUGCAUCAUCAGAGUUGGUUUUUCAGACAGUUAUGUCUCUUGGCCCGUCAAGAACAGAAUGGGAUUUCUGCUUUUCUCGUGGAAGUGUCAUUGAACACCUUGAUGGUCAUACCGAUAUAAUUCACAAGCAGUUGCACAGUGAUUGGUUACCUUGGGGAAUGAAAAGAAGAGAUCUGUUGCUGAGGCGCUAUUGGAGGAGAGAGGAUGAUGGGACAUACGUUAUUUUGUACCAUUCCGUAUUUCACAGAAAAUGUUUACCUCAGAGAAGAUCCAUUCAGGCCUGCCUUAAAAGUGGAGGAUAUGUAAUAUCGCCAGUUAAUCAUGGAAAGCAGUCAGUAGUAAAGCACAUGCUUGCGAUAGAUUGGAAAUUUUGGAAAUCUUAUCUAUCUGCAGCAUCAGCAAGAAAUAUAACCAUUAAAAUGCUCGGGAGAGUUGCAGCUCUGAGGGAGAUGUUCAAAGCCAAGCUAGGAACCUAUCAAUGCUCUGACUUCUCAUCUGGUGAAUUGGCAAGGGAUAUUUUAUUGCCCCAGGGUGUAAGGGAGGACAUCAAGGUUGAAGUUGGGGUUCAGGUGGGGAGUGGUAAAAAAUCCAAGUCCUCAGAAGAAGAGGAUCUACUUAAACCAACCACUGGGUCUGGAUCUUUCCUUCAGCUGAAUGAGGUUGCAGAUGAAUUUUUUGACGUUCCCGAGCUAUCAGAGUGUGACCAAAAUGGUUGGUCUCCUGAUGAUGGGAGCGAAAUGCCCUCUCAAGAUCUUAUCCAACCUAAGCUAUCAUCAGCUGCAGUUUUUGUGAAAAGAUUGCAUGUAUUAGCUGGCGGAGUCCAAAGGAGGCCUUACAUAGAUUUAAGAGAAGUGUCUGAAGAGGAGGAAACAUCAUGCUGCUAUGGAGCAACUCUUCCAAAGGAUGCAACCUGUUCUAUGCCAUGCAGUUGGACAACAGCUGACCCUUCCACAUUUCUCAUUCGUGGAAAGAACUACCUGAAAGACCAUGAGAAGAUAAAGGCAAAGAGCACUUUGAUGCAAAUGGUCGGUGCCGAUUGGCUCAAGUCUGAUAAAAGGGAGGAUGAUCUUGCCGGCCGCCCGGGAAGCUUUGUUCAGAAAUAUGCUGCGCAAGGAGGCAAUGAGUUUUUCGUCAUUGUUAAUAUACAGGUCCCUGGUUCAACGACAUAUUCCCUUGCACUAUAUUAUAUGAUGGACACACCUGUAGAAAAAGUUCCUUUGCUAGAGAGAUUUAUCAAGGAAGAUGAUGCAUAUAGGAAUUCCAGAUUUAAACUAAUUCCAUAUAUCUCUAAGGGUUCAUGGAUAGUGAAGCAGAGCGUAGGGAAGAAGGCAUGCUUGGUUGGUCAAGCUUUGGAAAUAAAUUACUUUCAAGGGAAGAACUACUUGGAGCUUGGUGUAGAUGUUGGCUCAUCAACAGUUGCAAGGGGUGUGGUUAGUCUGGUCCUCGGUUAUCUGAAUAAUCUGGUGAUAGAAAUGGCAUUUCUUAUACAGGGAAACUCGGAAGAAGAACUCCCAGAAUUCCUCUUGGGAACCUGCCGCCUCAACCACCUCGAAGCCUCCAAAUCGGUGUUGGCCAAGUGAUAAUUUUUCCUCUUUCACAGAAAAUUAUAAAAAUUCCUUGAUUUCCCAUUUGAGAUUCUGUUACGACAUGAAAAUAUGGAUCAUGGGAGCUGCUGCACUAGUACCAAUUUAUUCUGAAAGCAGCCACAACCAGGUCUGUAUUUUCUCUAUAAUCUAUUUUAGUUUGGUAAAAAAUCUGUCACCAAUUAUAGCUGAAGCUCUCAAUCUGGUCAUGCUGGUUCUUUCUCUUGUGGGGGGUCUGCUAAAGAUCUGUAAAUUUUAUAAUUACAGUGGAAUUAUCCAUCCAUUCUUUGAUGAAUCAAUUGUAAGUAUUAAUUGAGGCUUCAGCUUUUCACAUAUCAUGAGCAAAAAUUCGUGUGUUUGUCAGUGUUAUUUGCUACUUAUAAUUAUUUUAGUUGAAUUUGUUUUUGUAUUAGUUGUA
Amborella trichopoda is the source of this 2981-nucleotide messenger RNA. Its product is annotated as Pleckstrin homology (PH) and lipid-binding START domains-containing protein. The record is from RefSeq and is a predicted model, not a curated record. Gene Ontology annotation, molecular function: lipid binding. Lineage: Eukaryota; Viridiplantae; Streptophyta; Magnoliopsida; Amborellales; Amborellaceae.